Messenger RNA from Geodia barretti, 152 nucleotides. NCBI's taxonomy places the organism in Eukaryota, Metazoa, Porifera, Demospongiae, Tetractinellida, Geodiidae. The record is from the annotation of a GenBank genome assembly.
AAGAUUAGAAAGUACAGCAACAUUCUAGAAACAAAGGUCUUAAACAGAGAUAAAUUGAGGCACAGGAGGAGAGGGGAGGGGAGAGACAGGUAGAAAGGUUAGGAAGGUAGAGAGGCGAGGAGAGCAAGUGAAAGAUUAGAAAGUACAGCAAC